Molecule: messenger RNA, 6538 nt
Organism: Notolabrus celidotus (New Zealand spotty)
Lineage: Eukaryota; Metazoa; Chordata; Actinopteri; Labriformes; Labridae
Gene: prkcea
Product: protein kinase C, epsilon a
Exons: 14
Coding region: 779-3109 (776 amino acids)
Biological process (GO): protein phosphorylation
Molecular function (GO): diacylglycerol-dependent serine/threonine kinase activity; ATP binding
Source: RefSeq, a predicted model, not a curated record
CUCUCAGAUUGAGGAGAGAGGGGACGGGAAACGGGGGGCGCGCACAAGGACCGACAGGAGAAAAAAAAUCCGGAGCACCGUGAUGUAUUUGGGAAGCUCGUGAGCCCGUAAAAGACUGCAUUGGGGAAGCAUAAAAAAAGGCUUUGCUCACCGAGAGAACGCGCAAAUAUCGCGUUACCGUGAGGUCGAAGCGAGGAGAUUAAUCCCGGAGAGGAGCGAGCGAGGGGCUGGAAACAGAGCACCAAUCCCGGAUGGCUAGGCGCGGCUGCUCGCGCUCUCUCCCACCCUGACCCGGGAGAGACACACAAGGACCGUGGGGAGGCUCCGGGGCUUCCCACAAACCCCAUCGGAGCCUUUUAGCCCGCUUUCCUUUUACCUCACAGACGUUUGAUCCCGGCCUGGUUCCGCCAACAAGGGGAAUCUGGUCUGGCGCACGAGAUUGAGACCGUAAACAAACAAGGCAGACGCUCGGGUGGGAGAGGGUCCAGCAAGCGUCCUCUCUGAAGGGUGUGAGUCUGCGUUUUUAGUCCAUUAGGGAUCCAUCAGCAGUAUUGAUAACGUGUGUGUGUGUGUUCAGAUGUGGCUGCACAAGACUGAUAGUCCAAGGAGCCAGCUGCAUUAUGGGAUGUAGCAGGACUGUGUAGUGACCCCGCUUAUUGGAAGGAAACACUCUGUGUACAGGAGCAGGAACAGGCAGACUAGCCUAAACACACAUACACACACACUUACACUCAUCCUUGUACACAGACACACACACACACCCCAGGACUCUGCAGCCAUGCCUGUGUUCAGCGGCCUGUUGAAGGUGCGAGUGUGUGAGGCGGUGGAUCUGAAGCCCACCCCAUGGGCUCUGCGUCACGCUGUGGGGAAGAGCGGAUCUUUCCUGCUGGACCCCUACCUGGCCCUGAAUCUGGACCAGACCCGGCUUGGACAGACCGCUACCCGGACCAAGACCAACAGCCCUGCCUGGCACCAGGAGUUCUGCACCGAGGUCCGCGAGGGAAGGAGCCUGGAGCUUUCUGUGUUCCAUGAUGCACCCAUCGGAUAUGAUGACUUUGUGGCUAACUGCACCAUCCAGUUGGAGGACCUGCUGCAGAAUGGGACCAGACACUAUGAAGACUGGAUUGACUUGGAGCCAGAGGGGAAGGUGUACGUGGUCAUCGAUCUGUCCGGAUCCUCCACUGAAGCUUCGGGAACCAACGACAAUGAAGAGCGAGUGUUUCGAGAGAGGAUCGGUCCUCGCCGGCGACAGGGCGCCGUCAGAAGACGUGUCCAUCAAGUCAAUGGACACAAGUUCAUGGCUACCUACCUGAGACAACCCACCUACUGCUCACACUGCAGAGACUUUAUCUGGGGCGUGCUGGGGAAGCAGGGAUACCAGUGUCAGGUGUGUACGUGUGUCGUCCACAAGCGCUGCCAUGAGCUCAUCAUCACCAAGUGUGCCGGGAUGAAGAAGCAGGAGGACACACCUGAGGAGGUGGGUUCACAGCGGUUCAGUGUUAACAUGCCCCAUAAGUUCAGUAUUCACAACUACAAGGUCCCCACCUUCUGCGACCACUGCGGCUCCCUGCUGUGGGGCCUCAUGAGGCAGGGCCUGCAGUGCAAAGUGUGUAAGAUGAAUGUGCACAGGCGAUGUGAGACCAAUGUAGCUCCAAACUGUGGCGUGGACGCCCGAGGUAUCGCUAAGGUCCUGUCUGACCUCGGAGUCACGCCAGACAAGAUCUCCAACACCGCACAGCGCAGGAGGAAGUUGACUCCAGGGCAGGACAUUCCUCAGUCUCCUCCUGAGCUCACUCAGACUGAGGAGAACAGCUUCAGCCAGCCAGCUGUCCCCACCUCCCCCUCACAGCAGGACUUGGCAGAGUUAGACCGCCUGCAGCACGCGCUGUCACUCGACCAGCAGGGACCACAGCACUCCUCCUCUUCCUCCUCUUCCUCCUCCUCCACAACCUCCUCUUCCUCCACAUCCUCUUCCUCGGCGGGCAGGGAGAACGGGCAGAUCCAGAGGAGGACCCUCAAGGACUUCAACUUCAUCAAGGUUCUCGGGAAAGGCAGCUUUGGCAAGGUGAUGCUGGCGGAGCUGAAGGGCACGGAGGAUGUCUAUGCUGUCAAAGUUUUAAAGAAGGACGUGAUCCUGCAGGACGACGACGUAGACUGCACCAUGACGGAGAAACGCAUCCUGGCCCUCGCUCGCCGACACCCCUACCUCACCCAACUGUACUGCUGCUUCCAGACACGUGUACGACUGCCUGACAGAUCACACACAAACACACUCACACACUGCUCUAUUUUCUCUGUCUCUUACCUCUCCCUCUCUCUGUUUCUGCAGGAUCGUUUGUUUUUUGUAAUGGAGUAUGUGAACGGAGGAGACCUGAUGUUUCAGAUACAGCGAUCAAGGAAGUUCGAUGAGCCUCGCUCUCGUUUUUACGCUGCUGAGGUCACCUCAGCCCUCAUGUUCCUGCACCGUAAUGGCGUCAUUUACAGGGAUCUGAAGCUGGAUAACAUCCUGUUAGACGCAGAGGGACACUGUAAGCUGGCGGACUUCGGCAUGUGCAAAGAGGGCAUCAUGAACGGGGUGACCACCACCACCUUCUGCGGCACGCCCGACUACAUUGCCCCUGAGAUCCUGCAGGAGCUGGAGUACGGAGCCUCAGUGGACUGGUGGGCCCUCGGGGUGCUGAUGUAUGAGAUGAUGGCCGGGCAGCCUCCUUUUGAAGCCGAUAAUGAAGACGACUUGUUUGAGUCCAUUCUCCACGACGACGUCCUCUACCCGGUGUGGCUCAGCAAAGAGGCUGUUUCUAUCCUCAGAGCGUUCAUGACAAAGAACCCGGCGAAACGUCUGGGCUGCGUAGUGGGCCAGGGCUGUGAGGAGGCCAUCAAGACCCACGCCUUCUUCAGAGAGAUCGACUGGGUGCUGCUGGAACAGAGGAAAGUCAAACCACCCUUCAAACCUCGGAUUAAGACCAAGCGAGAUGUGAAUAACUUCGACCAGGACUUCACCAAGGAGGACCCGGUUCUGACGCCCACAGACGAGGCCAUCAUCCGACAGAUCAACCAGGAGGAGUUCAAAGACUUCUCCUACUGCGCCCCUGAGGAGACGCAUACCUAACACACACACACAUACACACACACACACACACACACACAUUCAGAAACACACACACACACACACAAUCCAACUAAAAACCUGGCACAUGUACGCACACAUAGCUGAAACUCAUACACACACAUAAAACACACACUCAGUCACUCCUUUACUUUGAAGCUAUUGGUUGUUGUUACUUUUGAAAUAUUCUUUACUUGCAUUGUGUUGUUCUUGUUGCCUGGGUUUGUUAUUAUUAUUAUUAUGAUUAUGAAUAUGACUAUGAAUAAGAAUUAACACACCUGCACAUGCUCUCACACGCACAUACCCACACAUCUUGUGCACACUUUUAAUGCAGACUUCCACACACACAUACACACACUUUAGUCUAUUCACAUACACCUACGAGCUUACUGCACAUGCUCAGACAACCAAAUACACACACAUACAUUGCUUCUCUCCCUGGCACACACACAUGGACUGUACAGUGUGUGCUGGGUGCAGAGGCCUGUAUAUAGCCUGUGUUGAGUGGCUGUGUUGUGUUGCUGUUGUCGGCUAGUAAAGGAGAGUUGUGGCGCAUGGACAAGCACCCUACCUGUGUUAUUUCUGUCCUUAUUGUGGACCAGUUAGGGCCAAAUACCCUUUUGUGCAAUACCCUGACUAUCUAUAUAUUUUACAGUUUUUUUGUUCAUGUGUAAAUUUUGUCUUUUUUUUUCUCCUCAAAAAAUGUGUUUUUAAGAUUGAAAUCUUUGCUCUCAUCUUCCAGCACACUCCAAGUCCUCCUGUCUUGUGCCCAUUGACUGUAUAUAAAGAUGGAUGAUGCGUCUCCACCUCUUCUUGUUGUACAAAAGUGAAGUCAAAAUACCUCAACCACAGGCGCCGACAUCUUGUGCAGUAUUGAUGUCCCGCCCCUUUCUGCUAACUCAAACUCUGCACCUAAACUUUUAACCCAGCACUCUCUGGAAGAUUUUAAAAAGUCUGAACAGAGAGUUGAAAAUGUGAGACACAUAAUGAGAUUAUACAGUUGUGUGCUUGUAGUGUGUGUGGUGGGCCAACACACAACACACUAACAGAUUCCAUUCACCAACAAUCAGAGUCCUGACUCUCAGAACUUGAAGUCUCACAACAUUUCUUGCGUUCGACAACAUUUGUCAAUCCAAUGCUGUAGCAGUUUUUCUCCAGCUCCUCUCCUUUUCAGUAAGAUUGUGUUUUUUUUAUACGGGACCCAUCGUAUAAACACUUGUGUUGUUGCCACGAAAUCAACAACUCGCUUCUCCAUUUCUGACGUCCGUGUAAUUUCAUGCUUUGCAUUCAUUAUUGUCGCAGUGGCUGCAUUUGCUGAGCUUCCUUCUUAGUCCUUCCAGUCAGCUUGCUUCCCGAUGAUCGGCUAUCGCUCUGUUCCACACGACUACAGAAUGCGUGCUCAGGAAGGCUGUCCUCUCCUCGUUAAUGUUGAACAUGUUUGAUAUUUAUGAUUUCAAAUCAGUGCGCAAGGUGCACAAAGAGCUGCUGGAGCCAGGAGUUUGUCAACAGAGCUGUCAAUCAUGACAUUAUACUCCUUUUUUUUUAUCUUUUUCAAAUCAUCUUGCUGAAAACUUAUGACAAAAACCAUGAAUGAGAGUAAAUUAUUUAAAGUGUAUUUUAAUUUUCAAGUGUGAGCCAUGUCCCAUCUGUUGGGAAGAGGAUUAGGGCCACUGAAAAAACAAACAAACAAUUAGGGUACUUAUUUUAAAAAAUUAUUAUUAUUCUGUGAAAAAAGUCAGAAUUCUGAUUUUAUUCUCAGAAUUAGACUCAGAUGUCUGACUUUAAUCUAUGAUUUCUGACUUUAAUGUCAGAAUUCUGACUUGAAUCUAAAAACUCUGACUUUAAUCUCAGAUGCCGACUUGAAUCUCAGAAUUCUGACUUUAAUCUAUAAUUUCGGACUUUAAUCUCAGAAUUCUGACUUUAAUGUCAAAAUUCUGACUUUAAUCUCAGAAUUCUGACUUUAAUCUAAAAAUUCUGACUUUAAUCUCAGAAUUCUGACUUGAAUCUAAAAAUUCUGACUUUAAUCUCAAAAUUCUGACUUUAAUCUCAGAAUUCUGACUUUAAUCUGUGAUUUCUGACUUUAAUCUCAGAAUUCUGACUUUAAAUUCAAAAUUCUGACUUUAAUCUGUGAUUUCUGACUUUAAUCUAUAAUUUCUGACUUUAAUCUCAGAAUUCUGACUUUAAAUUCAAAAUUCUGACUUUAAUCUGUGAUUUCUGACUUUAAUCUCAGAAUUCUGACUUUAAUUUCAAAAUUCUGACUUUAAUCUAUAAUUUCUGACUAAUCUCAGUCUCAGUCUCAAUCUCAGAAUAAUAAUAAUUAUAAAAAAAAAAUUGACCUUCAUUUUUUUUUUUUUCAGUGACCCUAAUCCUCUUCCGUACAUCUGUUAAUAUGAAGGGAGUUGAGUUUAAGACCUAUACUGCAGCCAGCUCUAAUCUUUUGGCUUCACUUUUGGGUAGCGGUCACGUCAUCCAUCUCUUUGUACGGUCUAUGCAUGUGCGCAUAAAGUGAAUGUCGAGCUCACAUGUUACAGGCUAAUGAACUAAUUAUGUGAGGUGGAGAAGUGUUACAGGCGGCCUGUGUAGCAGUUACAAAAAAAAAAAAAAAAAAGCAAGAUGUUGUUCCAGCUUUUUUUUUUUUUUCACCCAUCUGCUAGUUUCAGAAUCUGCCGGCAUGAAUGUACAUUUUCGUACGUGUGUGACGUGAAUGCGUGUUUCUUUUUUCGUUCCCCCUUCCUCCGUCUGUGUGUGACUUUUUCUCUUCAGCAUUUCAGUUGCUAUAGUUACCAUCAGUGUUUUGAGCCCCCACCACCCCUCCCCUUCCUUCUUUCCUUCCUCCAAAGCACCAAUUCCCCUUUCCCUCCUCUUCCUUCUCCUCCAGCAGCCGCCUCGCUCAGCCAAAACUACUCGCUUUCUAUCUUUUCUUUUUCAAGAAUGGCUUCUCUUUCUUAUGGCUCUCUUUUCUUUUUUUAAAUUAUAAAUAUGAUUAUUAUUGUAAAGUGUAUUUGGAGGAAACAUUUGUGUAUAAAACUAUAACUAUACUAUCAUAGAUCUGUUACAGCCGGGGGGACGAGAAAAAAGAAAAUGUGGAAAACCAGCAGCUGAAUUACCUCUCAUUUCAAACACACACACAUAAACAAAGCAGCACAUACAGACUCCUCCUUCUUCUCCUCCUUCUUCUGUUCCUCUCUCUCUCUCUUUGACACACUCACACAUGCACACACAGAGGAGGACUGUUGUCGAGUGUACUGUACAGAGAUCUGCGUGAAGGCGAGCUGGUUGCUGUGUGUGCAGUAGAGUCGGUGUGUAGUGAAGCUUUGUGCACCCAGGGGUAGGGCUGUUCCUGGUCACACUAUCUUACUCUGUGCCAAAAUGUAGUGCAACAGCCAGGCUAGUCCUGUCUGCUCUGAUUCCAAUAAAACACUGAGCUGUCUA